This is a messenger RNA of Nerophis ophidion (straightnose pipefish), 2382 nucleotides long. It is a transcript of the gene glsl, whose product is annotated as glutaminase like. Lineage: Eukaryota; Metazoa; Chordata; Actinopteri; Syngnathiformes; Syngnathidae. The record is from RefSeq and is a predicted model, not a curated record. The transcript is spliced from 21 exons. Gene Ontology annotation, molecular function: glutaminase activity; protein binding. Gene Ontology annotation, biological process: L-glutamine catabolic process. Bases 102 to 2081 code for a protein of 659 amino acids.
UGUCCUGUUCCCUGCCUUCUCGUCACUCAUUAUGAGGGAAAAGUGCAGCGUGCAGACACACAUCGGGCUGUCUACACGACAACAACAAAAAAGUAGAGUCAAUGGAGAAGAAUCCAAAUGCAGAGUCACUCACAGAAGACAUUGCCUGCGUGUGCUUGCAGAGAAGUUCUUCUCUCAGACGUAAAUGGAGAAAACGUUAUGGAGGUCUGGAUGGAAACAAACUUCUGGAGCCUGAAGAAGACUUACUACAAGCCACAGAGGAGGCACACAAAGUGGACGAAAGCAAGUUGAGGAACGCUGACGACCAGGUUACGGCUCCACGACCAGCUUCCAGGAUUCUGACCCAGAACCACCCUCCGAGCCCAGUCCAAAGGCCCAUCAGUCUGGUCAGUCCUGGAGCCGCAGGUGCACCUGGAGCUUGGUGUCCUGUGGUUCCAGUGUCAGCCAAUGGCUCCUGCCUGAAGCCGCUCCCACCUCAGGCCUCGGUGCCACCAAAAGACAGGUGCCCCCAGGUGGCCCAAUCCUGGUGCCCUCCUCAGCAGACUCCAACCAAACGCAGAGUUGCGGCUGACGUGCUUUUCGACACAUUCGCGUGUGAUGGAAGAAUCAACACCAACCACUUCUUUGAGGCCGUCUGGAGUUCUGGUCUUCACCGGUCCGACUCGCGACUUCGAGACUGCAUGUCUCUCCUCAGGAAGCUUCAGGACGCUGAUGCUUGUGUGGACAGAAGCACCUUCCACAGGUGUGUGACAGGUGUGGUGUCUCUCCUGAUGAAAGCGCUCCAGGGAAGACUUGUCAUUCCGGACUUUUCCAGCUUUACCGAGGACACUCAGAAGUUGUUUUCCCGAUGUCGUCAGUUGUCGUGUUCUCAGAACAAAGACAACGUGGACGCAACAAAAUGGGCGGUGUCCGUGUGCACGGUGGACGGCCAGAGGCUGUCGCUCGGCGACUGGGCCACGCCCCUCCCACUGGGCGAGCUGUCAUGGCCGCUGGUGUACGGCGUGGCGGUGGAGCUGCUGGGCUCCCAGCUGGUCCACAGGUAUGUGGGCGUGGAGCCGUAUUGCACGCGGGAGUCGCCCUUCUCGCUAAGCAAAGCAGGAACCCCUUGCAGUCCGCUCACGGAGACCGGCGCCAUCGUCACCACCUCGUUGCUGCAGCUGCCGGGACGUUUGUGUGCUGACGAAGAGGAGAAGUACGACUCGGUGCUGAAUGUCAUCCAGAGGCUGUGUAACAAAGAGCACGCCAAUAUCAACUGUAGCAGGUGUGUGAACGCCAACAUUUUUCAGAGCGGCAAGAACGCCAACGUGCGACUUCAAGCACUCGCCUUCUACCUGGAGGAGAAGAAGUGCUCGCCAGAGAAGACUGACGUCAACGCCGCCUUGGACUUGCUGUUGCAGUGUUCCUCCACAGAGGUGACGUGCGAGUCCGGCGCAGCCAUGGCGGCGUCAUUGGCUAACGGCGGCCUGUGCCCGCUCUCAGGAGACCAGGUGCUGUCGCCGGCGACCACCCGCAGCGUUCUGUCCGUGAUGCAGGUGGCCGGGUUGAAGGAUUACUCCGCCGCCUUCCUCUACAAGGCGUCCAUACCGGCCGUGGCCAGCAUCCAUGGCGGCCUGCUGGCCGUCAUCCCCGGCGUGCUGGGCUUGAUGGCCUUCUCCCCAGAGUUGGACGUCUAUGGAAACCCAUGGAGGGCGGUCCACUUCUGCCAGGAGCUGGUGUCCACCUUUCAGCUCCACUCCUUCGACAUCAGGACACCUUUCCGCCAGGUUCUGGCCUACAGGCAGUGGAAGGCGGAGUCUGAGGGUUACCACAUCAUCAACGUCCUGCUCGCCGCUUUCAAAGGAGACGUCGGGGCACUGCGGCGCUACUUCCUGUCGGGAGUGGACGUCAACGCUGUCGACUACGAUGGCAGGUCGGCGCUGCAUUUGGCCGCUGCCGAAGGGCACACGGAGGUUAUUCGCUUUCUGCUGGAGAACGCAGGAGCCAACGCCACCCUCAAGGACAGGUGGGGGACCUCUCCGCUGCAGGAGGCCAGGAGACACAACAGAGACGGGGCGGCCCAGCUGCUGCAAGGAACCACGUGAUGCGUCCUCGUAAAGUACACGACCUCCGCCAAGGCACAACAAUACCAACUCAUUAGGAUCAGGAUCGAACCGAACAUCUGCAGUAAAAAGGACAUCUUGAACGUUGAACAUUCUCAGUAACCAACAGCAGGGGGCAGUGUCACAUCACUAAUUAGCACGUGGAUGUUGUUUUUUUUUAAAAAGGGGAAACUUUGUAUUUGGUCGAGUUGCCAAGACAAAUUUUUUUUUUAUCAACAUAAGUUUCCUGGGGAGGAAAUGUCGAAUUAGCUUGUGAGUCGACAAUAAAGUGUGUGUUUGUGAA